AUGCGACCGAAACAGGCUUAUUCCCGCUGUCCGGAGCUGGACGUGUGUGACACGUGUGCAUCCUUACGCUUGCCUGAAAAUUUUCAGACGCGUUGUAUUCGUGGUCAUCUUUGUGGUCUAACAGCAGGCAUCGUAGACAACGAGCGUGUCUUCUUGUUAUCAAACACAUCAAGCGCUGCGGCCCACUCGGCCUCUCGUCAACGGUCGCCUUCUGCCAGGCGUCGAGGCACCUCGCCAUCUCUGUUGAAGUUCAAGGUGAUGUCGUAG
Molecule: messenger RNA, 267 nt
Organism: Chondrus crispus (carragheen)
Lineage: Eukaryota; Rhodophyta; Florideophyceae; Gigartinales; Gigartinaceae
Exons: 1
Coding region: 1-267 (88 amino acids)
Source: RefSeq, a predicted model, not a curated record